UGACCAGCGUUUGGCCAGCAUUCGUAUCGCGGUGCGCUAAAGCCACUGGUCAUCGGCAGCUCUCCGGAAAGCUGCAUCAGCUGUUUAAAUACGCGACUCUCGUUAUAUUAAGCACGGUCAUUAAUCGAAUGGGGACUACUGAAUCAAUACAUGAAUCAUUUACCUACAUUUAAGGUGACGAGCUCUGGGUUUAUAUCUGCUGGAGAUUUGCGACAAAGGCACGAGAAUCGACCUUCAAGAUCCUAAAAGCAUUGAUUUUAAGGAAUUACUUUUCACUCCGAGACGAAGCGUUUGUUUUGACGUUCAGUACUUGAUUGUCACAAGGGAAAUUUUGGAGACCACAGAAUAUUUAAGACAGUCUGAUUUGCAGAUGACGGAUAUGCUGAACUUUCAGCUCCUCCGAGGUACUGUAUUAGAUAUUAAAUCUCUAGAUUAGAAGGUCGAAGAUGUGAUAAAACUAUUAUCAAAUAGUUUUCAAGUUGAACAGCUCUAUUUUUAUUAUGUAUACAUCCCCCACGUUGUAACCUCUCACCUGGAGUGACGAUGAUACGUUCUUCACCAACCAAAAUCGUCGAAACAUAUCACUGAAGGCGAAACACCGUGCUAUAUUGGGAUCUCGCAUUUUCCAAUUUGUGAAAUGUUAGCUAUGUCAGGUGAAUGCGUUUUCUCAAUGCAACAUGCAAUUAGUUGUGUACGAUAAUUCGUAGCUGAUGGAUUAAGUGUAAACAUUCCUCAUUGGUUUUCUUCUCAUUCCGAUCCUCAUACAGGACAAAAGAGGGACGUUAACGUUAUACAUUCGAUUUCCAAGAUCUUACAAUAUAAAGCAGCGAUUGUAAAGUUUUGCUCUUAAAUAUUACAGGGCGAGCGCUUUAAACAAGGAAAACAUAAAUGUAAUAUUUACGUAUCAGGUUUAAUCAUAUAUACACACAGGACAUCUACUCAUUGAACUGGAAAAGUUAUUUGGGAAAGCAACAGCUUUCGGUACCGGCAAACUGGAUUCGCUCCGCGAAACCAUUACGUCCCGUCUCUUCCCACGGUCUUCAUGUAGGCAAAGGCGAAGCAAACGUCCGCCCAAGAUGUCGGGAGAGGAGCAGGCGGGAAGAGCCGGUGCAACCGAUCGCAACGAGGAAUAUGAGAGGAUGGAAAAGUGGCUGGACGACCAUCCGGAAUUUACCCACGAUUAUUUUGCCAGGAAGGCCAAAAGAAGCAUGGUGGACGGGUGGUUGCUAGCUCAGGCUCUAUCGCAUAGUCCAGGAUUGAACUUCAAACAGCCAGAGACUAACAAUUCCAGUGGCUCUAAUUCUCGGAAUAAUUCUGGUACCAACACCCCCGUGAGGAAAAUUUCGGCACAAGAAUUUGACCGGGGUGAUACUUUAAAUCCGAUCGUGUCUACGGUGGAUGGCGCACGGACGUUUUUAGGACCAUCGACGUCACAAACGUCAGUGACAAACAAACUUCAUCGACGCCCUAGAACCGAACUAAAAACUUUAGACGAAAAAGAACUUAUGUAUGAAUUAGUAAUUGACAUUUGUAAUGAACUAGAUGUCAACAGUCUGUGUCAUAAAAUACUACAGAACGUGUGUAUUUUACUCAAUGCGGACAGGUGCUCUCUGUUUCUUGUUCAUGGACGAGGGGGUGAGGAACGAUUUUUGGAGGCCAAACUUUUUGAUGUUUGUGCUGAUACAACUUUGGAAGAAGUCGGCGAGAACAGGGAGGCGAUAAGAAUCCCCUGGGGAACGGGAAUCAUAGGUCAUGUGGCUCAGACGGGAGAUCUUUUGAAUAUUCCAGAUGCAUAUAAGGAUCCUCGCUUUAAUAAUGAAAUUGACUUACAAAUGGGUUAUAGGACUCGUAGCAUUUUGAGUACACCAAUCAAGGACUCCGAAGGAGUAGUGAUAGGAGUGGCUCAGGCUAUCAACAGGAUUAACAGCAAAGAUGAACCGUUUAAUUCUCACGAUGAAAGGAUAUUUUCCAAUUACAUGGCAUUCUGUGGAAUUGGAUUGAAAAAUGCUCAAUUGUACGAGAAAUCAUUGCUGGAAAAUAGACGAAAUCAGGUGCUCUUAGACUUAGCGAGGGUAAUCUUUGAAGAACAGAACAAUGUGGCAGACUUGAUCUACAAGAUAAUGAUGCAUACCCAGUCCCUACUUCAGUGUCAGAGGUGCCAGGUCAUGCUCAUUGAUGACCUCUGCAAGAAAAAUAUCAAACACUGCCCGCUUGGCAUGGGGAUUUUUUCACAAGUCUUUGAUUUGGAGAACACCGAUUUUGACAACAGUGACACCUUUAAUAGAGAAUGGCCUGCAGAACCUAGAUUUCCCAUCCAUAUCGGAAUAUCUGGUUAUGUUGCUGCAACAGGAAAGACCUUGAAUAUUGCUAAUGCCUACGAAGAUAACAGAUUUGACCCUACAGUGGAUAUUGAUCCCAACUUCAAGACAAAGGCCAUCUUGUGUAUGCCAAUCAAGAAUGCGCAUGGAAAAGUAAUUGGUGUCACUCAAUUGAUCAACAAGCUGGAUGGCUCAAUCUUCAAAAAGAACGACGAAAAUCUGUUUGAGGCUUUUGCCAUAUUCUGUGGUCUAGGAAUCAACAACACACAAAUGUAUGAAACGGUGAUGAAAGCCAUGGCGAAGCAGCGUAUCUCGUUGGAGUGUCUUUCCUACCAUGCUUCUGCGCCGGCUGAUGAAGCCCGUAGACUCAAGACUAUGGUUAUCCCUUCUACGUAUGCCUACAAUCUGUUAGACUUCAGCUUUAGUGACUUUGGACUGGAUGAUGAUGACACUUUGAAAGCCAGCAUCAGGAUGUUCAUAGAUCUCAAUUUACUGGAAAGGUUCAGGAUCAGCUAUGAGACAGUCUGUCGCUGGAUGCUGAGCGUAAAGAAAAAUUAUCGAGAUGUGACCUACCACAACUGGAGGCAUGCCUUUAAUGUUGCACAAACCAUGUUUUGCAUGUUAAAAUCCGGUCAGAUGGAUAACAUACUCACAGAAACCGAGAAGCUGGCUCUAAUUAUUGCCUGUCUCUGUCAUGAUCUGGAUCAUCGGGGAACCAACAAUCAAUUCCAGAUCAAAACCUCCUCCCCGCUGGCAGACCUUUACUCUACCUCCACUUUAGAACACCAUCACUUUGAUCAGUGCAUUAUGAUUCUCAGUACCAAGGGCAACGACAUUCUUUGUAACAUCAAACAGAAUGAGUAUGAAGAAAUCAUACAGAUUUUAGAGAAUGCCAUAUUGGCCACAGAUCUGGCUCUCUACUUCAAGUUUAGGGGUGAAUUCUUUAACUUGGUAAAGAGCAGCGAAACGGACUGGAAUCGAGAGCGAGACAGAGAUUUGCUGAGAUCUAUGAUGAUGACAGCAUCUGAUGUGUCUGCCAUUACUAAGCCUUGGGAAGUGCAGUUGAAGGAUUUCUCAGAGAUGGUUGCUGAUCUCAUAGCCAGUGAAUUCUUUGAACAAGGGGACUUGGAGAAAACACAACUGAAUAUCAAACCUGCAGAAAUGAUGGACAGAGAUAAAAAAGACCAUCUUCCCGACAUGCAAGUGGGAUUCAUUGACUCCAUCUGUUUGCCUGUGUACCAAGCCAUUGCGGAGAUUUCACCCAGAUUGGAGCCUUUGUUGGAUGGCUGUAAAAAGAAUCGUCAGAACUGGCAGUAUAUGUCGCAGCAAAAUAGCAAGCACGUUGUGGAUGAAUGCAAAAAAGAGAAUGAAAGCAAGGAUGACAACCUCCAAGAAAGUGAAAGCAAUGAGGAUGAGGCAAUGGAUAAUGAAAGUAAGGAUGACAACAACCUUCAACCUAUGGACACUGAAAGUGGUGAAGAUGCAGAAGACAUUGCAGUUAGCUAAUGAAUGCAUGCUCUUUUAACCAUUUUAGAUUAUUUCAAAUCUUUUUCAAAAGUCCCUGAGUGUUACUCAAUCUGUCUCAGAUGACCCUGGUCGCGUCUCAGGGUUUGACUAAGUGAAGUAUUUUAGGAUCUCCGUGGUGGGUUAUAUGAGACAGAAUGAAGAAUUGCUUAUUUAUAUGCAGUACGUUGCAUGUUAUUUGACCAAUCCAUUAAAUUAGUCAUUGUGAUAUUUGCUUUUUCUGUGCUAAUUUAUUGCAUCGACCAUUGCUGUAUUUGUAUCUUUGUGGAAAAAAACCAAAAACCCUUCAUGCUGUACAUGGUAUUUACGUUUUCAAUGUCUUUGCCUUUGAUAUCUUUAUAAAUUGUAAUGAUAGCCAUUUCCUCAAGAAGGUUUUUCAGUUGUGAACCAUGCCGACAUGAAUCUUGAUAAAUAUAGUAGCUAUUUGAAUGGCUGGGAAUUCUGACCGAAAGAAAAGUAGAAUGUAUAAAUAUUAGAAAUGAAUUUUAUGUUUCAAAAUACAUAAGGGUUUGAACUGCAAUGCUUCUGACAUGCAGGCCUAGUUUUCUUGAAAUACUAAUGCAUGUACCCUCAUGUGUAUUUUCAAAAUUGAAAUUUAUUUCUUAAUUGUCCUAUCACUUAAAUGAGGAUGGUUAAUUGAGCUUGAGGACUAUAAACAUAUAACAAUGAAUGAACAAUAAUGUGUGAAUGUGUUUCUCUCUCUCUCUCUCUCUCUCUCUCUCUCUCAUUACCCACUCUCUUAUGUUGAACAAGACACAAAGGGUGUUGUCACCUUCAAAAACUUGAUAUAAAAAGUAGAUUUCAAAAUUGAUAUAUUAAACUAAUUAUUAUUUUUUGAUUGUAAAUACUAUAGAUUUCUUAAAUAGGAAAAAUUUAUUUAUGCUUAUUUUUGCAAAAUAUAUACAGUAGAGCCCUGUUAAUGUGAUGUAUUGUUUUCCCCUGCUAUUUCAUCACAUUAAGCAGAUCAUCACCACAGAUAAUUGAAGGUUUUCUUGUACAGACAUUACAAGGCAUGUACAUCUUCUAUGAUUUUAUAAAAUGAAAAGUUACGUAUUUGGUAUUCUUAUGCAGUUGAUGCCUAAAUAAAAAGUAAUGCAAAAAAAAAAAAACAACAGCUGCUCAGUUAAUCGGGGUACACAACAUAUAAACUUAAUUGUAUGUGAUUGUAACUGUUUAUUGAACAAUGCAUAAGAUUCAGGUAGUUUUGUGUCUCAGUGAAUUGGAGUGUUUACUUCAAUGGAAAAUGCAAGUUCUGCUUGUCCAUUCAUGUGCACAACAGGUGAUUAAAUACUUUACACAUCCAAGGAAUCAGUCCUACUGCAAAGUAGAGGUGUGGAAAAAAAAAACCAAAAUUGACAAGGUAACCUGGUGCAGGUAGCUUCAUGUUUCCCUGCAUUGAGACAUUACUAAUCCUAUUACUAUAUGCCCCUUCUGCGGAGUUUUGUAAGUUUUUUACACAAAAAAGUGGAUAGGAUUAUAAUGAGGAUAAAAAACUUUUGCAUCCCGAAGUGUUAUAUUGAGGUAAAUUUACAAUGAUUCAGAAAGAAAGGGUUUUGUGUUUUGCAAAAAAUAUCGCAAUAAACCAGAAAGUCACAUUAAACUAUGACCACAUUAAAAGGGUCCUACUGUAUCUGUUAUUAAUCCACAUGCUUUUAAUUUUUUGUUUUUAAAUUUUGAUUAGACAAUAUUAAAGAAAGAAUUUUUGCAAGUUUUUGUAAAAUGGGCUGAUUUAAGUUAAAAAGCUACCAUUUUGGGGGUUCUUUGAAAAGUUCACCAAUAUGGUAUUGAUGAUCUUAUUCAUUAGUUAUCAUGUAUAAUUUUGACAAUGUAUUGAUACAGAAUCAAUCAUACAAAAGAUACCUGCAGGCAAUAUGAGGAAUUUACAAUAAGCAGACAACCACAAGUAUGCAUAAUGAUUCCAUAUAACCAUAGUAUUUGUGCAGGGUAGGUGAACAUUGAAGCUUUAAAAAAGUGCAUCCGUUUUGAUAUUACAGUUUGUGUUCAGUGAAUGAAUGAAGACAUUACUGCCAUCAAGAUCUGUUAAUAAUUUGUAUUUAAUUAAAACUAAGAAAUAUGGUAUGCAGAAGGUGCCUUUUACAGUUUUUCUCAAGAUAUUUUUUAAAUGAUGGCAUGGUAUCUUACCCUGAGUAUAUUGUAUGUAUGUCAUUUUUAAACAGAAUUCCACCUCUAGAAUGUUAUUCUUAAUAGAGAUAUUUAGAACAUUAUUGGGUAUUAAGCUAUUAUGAAGUUUUGAACUAGUGUCAUCUGUUAUUAUAAAGUGUGAAGUCAAUAAAUUCCAAGACCAUAUUCACAUUUUAUAUCAUAUCAAUGCAUUUUUAAAUUAUAAGAUGAGCCCAGUGUAAAGAAAGUGACAAGAUGAACCCAGUUUUGUGAAAAUGGUAACUUGAACCCAGUUUUGAGAAAGUGGUAACUUGAACUCAGUUUUGAGAAAAUGGUAACUUGAACCCAGUUUUGAGAAAGUGGUAACUUGAACUCAGUUUUGAGAAAGUGAAAAGAUGAACCCUGCAGUUUUGAGAAAGUGGUAAGAUAUAUGAACCCAGAUUCUGAUGUGAUUCUGACCCAUAUGAUCUGAUGUGAUUCUGACCCAUAUGUUUCCAUUGCGGGUCAGAUUAAACAUGUUAAACUUAGCUUAAAAAAUUCAAGGCUGAGACAAAGGAUUGAUUGCUAUGAUUUUGUUUUAUUUCACUGAUAUAUAACUUGUUAUAAGCUUGCACACCUGUAUAAAAGGUUAUGGUACGCGAUCUUAUUUCAGCCAUUCAUGAAUGAAAAUACUUCAAAUUGUUGAAAUACAUUUACUAUACAUGUAAUAUAUGAACAUGUAGGAUCUUUUGGAGCAAAUUUUUUUAAUUUCUAUGUAUUUUAAAUUUUGUUUGAGGGAAGAACAAUUUUUAAUCAACUUUAAGACCUUUUUCAGAUGGAAUUGAACGUCACACUCGCCAUACCAUAUAUAAACGUAAGAUGGGUCUAGAUUUAGAUUUAUCUGCAGGUAUAUAUAGAAUGCUAAAUGUGUGGUAGUGAAAUUCAAAUAUAAAUGUAUGGAGGUAUAUAUGUUUGUCAUGUUGGCAUUCUACUUAAAAUCUCACUUACACUUUGAAAUUGAUAAAUCAUAGUUCAAAACCAGUCCCAGUUAAUUAUGGUACAGUAUAAAUAAAUAAAUUAUCCUUUUGUAUACAUGUACUUUAAGUUUGUAAACAUUACAACUGUAGCUUGUUGGUGUCUUGUGACUUUGAUUUUGUUGAGUUUUUAAAUUGAAGUGUUCAGGAUUGUAUAAAUGCAGUAAAGUUUUAGAUUUAAGGAACCAUGUCCCCCAAAUAAGAUGGAGAACUCUAUCACUGUAAUAACAUAAAUUGAUCAGGUACAGGAAUGAUGUAAUGAAGUCUAUUGAUUGCAGUUUUAACAUUUUUGUAAGGAAAAUUAACUAUGAUUAAAGGCAAAUCACAUUAUAUAUAUAUAGUGUACAAAGGGGCAGCAUAGCUAUCGAUGAGAAGUUUUGAACAAAUAAAGUGGAUUUCUCUAGAGUCCCAAAAAUGCAAAAAAGGUCAUUUUUAAAAAUAUUUUUUCAUUACAAACACAAGGGUAUAUACAUUUAUAUACUAUCCCUAUAAAUUGUCAAUAGAAAAUAACAUAUUUUUUCCCUUUGUUAUGUACAAGUGUGUAGCAUAGAAUGUUUUUUGUGUUACUGUUUGUUUUGGCAGCAAAUGUUAAUGUUGUAUGAUAACUUCUGCCUUAUGUCUAGGCAUUGUGAUUAUUUUCUGUGAUACAUCAUUUUUUUCUUACCCUCCCCAAAUAAACAAUCACAUAUAACUCUGA
This is a messenger RNA of Ostrea edulis (European flat oyster), 7673 nucleotides long. Its product is annotated as dual 3',5'-cyclic-AMP and -GMP phosphodiesterase 11-like. The transcript has 20 exons. Gene Ontology annotation, biological process: signal transduction. The record is from RefSeq and is a predicted model, not a curated record. The coding region runs from base 1077 to 3824 and encodes 915 amino acids. NCBI's taxonomy places the organism in Eukaryota, Metazoa, Mollusca, Bivalvia, Ostreida, Ostreidae. Gene Ontology annotation, molecular function: 3',5'-cyclic-nucleotide phosphodiesterase activity; protein binding.